Messenger RNA from Phytophthora sojae, 1455 nucleotides. RefSeq lists its product as hypothetical. Lineage: Eukaryota; Oomycota; Peronosporomycetes; Peronosporales; Peronosporaceae. Gene Ontology annotation, molecular function: zinc ion binding; nucleic acid binding. The transcript is spliced from 3 exons. The coding region runs from base 1 to 1455 and encodes 484 amino acids. The record is from RefSeq and is a predicted model, not a curated record.
AUGACGGCAUCGCAAGCAUCGACCUCCGAGGUCGGGGCGAGACCACCGACGACCGGCGCGAGCGAAACUCAACCUACAGUCGGUAGACCUGCGUUCAGCUUCGGGCCGUCCAGCUCGUACGCCCAGGGAACUUCAGCGUUCGGAUCGUAUCCAGCCCCAGGACACCAAGUGCCGACAGGGGCGAGUGGCCCUGCUGUUGUCUCUUCGGCCGCCCCACCCUGGCAACGUGCAUCGGUGGCGCCGCCCGGGGUCGGCCAGUACCCGUGGUCAUCAAGCAACCAAGCCUCGUUCCCAGCGGUCACUAACCACGGUGACACCACUACGUGGAACAGCAGUUUCGCGAGCAUCGACGCUCAGCCAACAUCCCAAGGUGAGACGUUCUCGUGGGGCCCUGGGGGUCCGGCCACCAGCGGUUUCAGUGGAGCGUUCCCAGGACCAAACCAGGUUCCGGGGUACGGCAUGAUGAGCUUCAGGCCCUUCAUCGCCUACGACGCAGUCGAUCCCUUCGAUCCCUCCCUCCCGCUGGACAAACGUCGUCUCCGAUUGAGCCACAACGAAGGAACCAAGGUCUGGGUCCAGCAGCUCCCAGCAACGCUUCGACACAGUUGGACCGCGCUCUCGGACAAAACCUUUUUGUGGAGGCUGAACGCAGCCGCUGUCAAAGCAAACGUGGACUAUCAGUCUCCUUCGGGAUGUCGGCGUCACUUGAAUCAGUUCCUGAAGCAUUUACGGGACCGUGAACUCCAGGUAAGCCUCCAGGGGCGUUUGUACUCGACGGUCGACGGGUUGGAGGAGACUCUGCGUCAAGUGGAAGAGAUGGAGCGUGGACUGCGCCGCCGACCCGCGAAUGAUGUGCAGUUUGGCCGGCAUAAGCCGUCAGCGGUCAGCUCCGGGGUGGCCGCCCGCGGGACUUCUGGGGCCAAAGCUCCUGCUGCAUACCUGUCAGUUGCGCCCCAGACCGAUGACACGGCUCCGACCCGGCCGCUCCAGUGGGAUGACGACGUCGACAGCGACUACGGCUAUCAGUACGAUGACGAGGAUGACGAUGACGAGGUGCACUCGCUGAAGCAAGAAGACGUCUACCGGGCGGAAAGCCCUUGGGGAACCAAUCCUCGGGGCGACCGUCCCCGGGACCGUUCCCGGGGCCCUGACCCUAGGUCCCGAGGUACUUCGGGAGCGUCGUCGCUCCAGUCGCCAUGCGCCGAAUGUGGACGUCCGGGACAUGUCCGCGACGACUGUUGGAGGCUGAUGAAGUGUGAUCGAUGCGCAGGGAAGCACCCGACCAACCUAUGCCGCCGCCGUAAGUGCGAGGCGUGUGGUCAACUGCACCCUGCGGGCCAGUGGGAGGUUCUAGCGACCCUCAAGCGCUUGGCCCAAGGGGGGAAGUUGCAGGGUGUGCCCGAUGACGUGCUGCAGAGUCUACGCCAGGACGUUGCACCGGCGUUAAACAACUAG